Panicum hallii is the source of this 1827-nucleotide messenger RNA. RefSeq names its product probable beta-1,3-galactosyltransferase 8. Bases 306 to 1508 code for a protein of 400 amino acids. The transcript has 7 exons. Gene Ontology annotation, molecular function: hexosyltransferase activity. Gene Ontology annotation, cellular component: Golgi membrane. The record is from RefSeq and is a predicted model, not a curated record. Lineage: Eukaryota; Viridiplantae; Streptophyta; Magnoliopsida; Poales; Poaceae.
GGAAGCCUAAUCGUGGCAACCUAUCUAAACUAGCUCAUACUCCAAGCAUGACUGCAUGAGCGACGAGCCGCCUGACUCCUCACUCCCGAGUCCUCACGCCAAGUGCCUUGCCAACUGAACCCGCUUCGCCGUGGGGGGAAUCGGGAGACAGGUAGCCGGCGUGUUCCGGGCGCGGUGAUCCGAGAGUCUGCCCCGCGCGCAUUUCCCCGCCCCGUCCCCUCGCUCGGCUCCAGCAGGUGCUCGGAUCCGCCGCGCGCCCACGAGCUUUGAGCUUUUAGAGCACCGGGAACGUCGCCGCCGCGACCAUGGCGCUGACCGAGAGGCAGCCGCAGCCGGAGAAGAAGGCGCCGCGGGCGAGGCCGAUGUCGGGGAAGGCCGUCGUCAUGCUGUGCGCCACGAGCUUCUUCGUGGGGCUGCUGCUCAGCGGCCGGACGGCGCUUCUGACGCCGCCGUCGAGCGACCCCUCCGGUCACGGCUCCAGGAUCCAUCUGUUCGCCGACGACUGUGAUCAAAGCAGGCGUAAGCUGGAGGAGGGCAAGCCGAACGACAUCAUGAAGGAGGUGUCAAGAACGCACCAAGCGAUCCAGUCCCUGGACAAGUCGGUGUCGUCGCUGGAGAUGGAGCUGGCCGUGGAGCGCGCCCGGCAGAACGGCGGCCUGGGCGUGGCGGCGCCGUCGAGGGGCCUCCCGAAGGCGUUCGUGGUGGUCGGCAUCAACACGGCCUUCAGCAGCAAGAGGCGCCGCGACUCGCUGCGGGACACCUGGGUGCCCCGGGGCGACAGGCUGCGGCGGCUGGAGAGGGAGAAGGGCGUCGUGGUCCGCUUCGUGAUCGGGCACAGCGCGACGCCCGGCGGCGCGCUGGACCGCGCCGUCGACGUGGAGGCCGCGGCGACGGGGGACUUUUUGCGGCUCGACCACGUGGAGGGCUACCACGAGCUGUCCGCCAAGGCGCGGGCCUACUUCGCCACCGCCGUCGCCACCUGGGACGCCGACUUCUACGUCAAGGUCGACGACGACGUGCACGUCAACCUGGGGAUGCUGGCGGCCAGGCUCGCCAAGCACCGGGCCAGGCCCAGAGUCUACGUCGGCUGCAUGAAGUCCGGCCCCGUCCUUUCGCAGAAGGGCGUGAAGUACCACGAGCCGGAGUACUGGAAGUUCGGCGACGAGGGGAACAAGUACUUCCGCCACGCCACGGGCCAGAUCUACGCGGUCUCCAGGGACCUCGCCUCCUACAUCUCCAUAAACCAGCCGAUCCUGCACCGGUUCGCGAACGAGGACGUGUCGCUCGGCGCCUGGCUCCUCGGGCUGGAGGUCGAGCACGUCGACGACCGCAGCCUCUGCUGCGCCACGCCGCCAGACUGCGAGUGGAAGAAGCAGGCCGGGAACGUGUGCGCGGCGUCCUUCGACUGGUCGUGCAGCGGCAUCUGCAAGUCGGCGGAGAGGAUGAGGUCCAUCCACAGCGCCUGCGGCGAGGGCGACGGCGCCGUCUGGAGCGCCGCCGCCAUCUGAUCCCCGAUGGCGAUAGUCCACCCACUGCAUGAUGAGCACCAGCUAGCUAGCCUUUUUGGAAAGUUUUUUCUUUGCUCAUUUAUUUCCAUCUAGAAUUCUCUGGAACUCUCGGACGGAAGCCAUGCGGCGCUGUCUGAGAAUUCAGGAUCGCGUACGUUCUCAUCAUGUGCUAGCCACGCAACAGGUGGUGGUUGCAGCACGAUGCGUGCAUGUGCUUGUGGAAUCGACAGGAUCGUGUGCUGUUUAGCUUUGCAGAAUUGCAAGGGUCUGAGCUCAAUCGCACCGCUGCUCGAUCGAUCUCUUGGUCCUGACUCCUGCC